GUUUGACUUCGCUUUCGGAACGCGAUUUACAACAUCUGUCAAAUGAAACUCCGUGUUCGAGUGUGAACAGUGAAUGUGUUUUCUAGAUUUUUGUUCGUAUUCGCAUUUAUAAAGUGAGUUUUGUGUUAACGAUAUAAUAGGUACAUAAUGCCUAUUUGUGGAUCUAUGUGAGUUUUCGUGUGAUGCUAUAAAACUUUGAUAAUAAUGAAAGGAAUCUGUAGUGUUGUUGUGUUUCGUGAAUAGUCUACGACUAUUGGAUCGGUACAUUAGCCUUUGUGGAUUAAAAAUAAGCACAAUUCCGUACCGCCAUGUUCAACUUUAUGAAAAAGUCGAAUGUCUUAACUGGUGAUUCCGGCGGGUAUGAAGAACGCGAUGGAGAAAAGGAGAGGCGGAAAAAAGAGAAGAAGGAAAGGAAGGAGCGGGAGAAACGGGAGCGGAUAGCUGCCGGACUUGAGGAACCGCUGAGACUCGAAGAGGUUCGAAGAUCGCUCAAGUUACGGGGACGACGCAAAGAAAAAGAGAAGCUACCUUCCGGAAUAACAGCUGAUUAUACUGCCUCACUUUUCGCUCAUCUCGAGAAGGAUUCUAAUUAUUCUAACUACCCCCUCAUCACUACUUCGGGGUCUAAUUCCAAUCUUAGCGAUGAAAAUAAUCAUUUAUCGCCUGUAUACCCAACACACAGUUGGAAUAAAAAGGAAGGAGUACUCCAAUCAGAUAGUUCGGAAACGUCUCUUAACUCUUUAAACAAUCCAAAUAAUGUAAAUAGUAGUCCUCGGCAAGCACCAAAUCUACCUCCGAUACCGCCGCGUCCACCAAAACGUGGAAUAUUGAAAGGUACUCGAUUAAGCAAUACUAGUUCUAAUUCUCAAGAAAGCAAUGUCCAAAGUUCUGAUACCAUCGACUACGUCAACGGUCAAGACCCAAAUGUACUAGCGCGAAACACGCAGCAAAAUGAACUUAUAUCUUAUGGCCUCCCUCCUUCAAAGAGUACAUCGUCGAGUGAUGAUAUGCAACAAAUACAAAAUUUUACCAAAAAAGUUAUUCAUAGCCCUGUUGAAAACCAGUACAAAAAUUAUAAAAAUAACGCAAAUUCAUCGAUAAAGACGCACGAUAUCGAUGAGACACCAAAGACAAAUGGAAAUAGUUAUUUAGGAGUUACUUCAACAUCUCCUAGUGCGGACUCCUUAACCGAUACCACAACGAACUCUUCAUUCGCUACUCCUCCAUUUUCAACUUCGCCUGUGGGUGAAUCUCAAGGAUUUCACAGAUGGUCGAGGACGAGCACUUUUGACGAUGUUUAUUUACCUCUACCAUCCCUAGCUCCUUUAUUACUGCCGAAACCAAGAAUGUUAACUAUUCAGCGUCAAAAAGCGCCAAGAAACGAUUUCGGAUUUAGCCUUCGGCGAGCGAUGGUUCAAGAGAGAAUAUUUAUCGGAGACAUGAAAGAUUUGACAGGAUACGAAGAAAAUGGAUUGCCUAAUGGUGAUAACAAAUAUAAUGGAACUAACGUUAUGAUCAGUAAAUUGAAUUAUAAAGCAGUCAUACUGGCCGAACCAGGAUCGUAUCCGGGAGCCAGUGAAACUGGAUUAUUACCUGGCGAUAGACUGAUAGAAGUAAAUGGUGUUAACGUAGAAGGGAAAAGCAGAGAGGAAGUGAUCGAUCUUAUUAAGAGCAGUCAAGAUUUCGUGAACAUUAAGGUGCAACCAAUAGCGGAAUUAUGCGAACUGUCGCGAAGACGCGCCGCUGACGGUGGUGCUGAAGUGGAACUCUCAGAUAGCAAUGUGAGAGGGGGAACCCUGAGUCGUUCUGGUAGCCGACGAUUCACCAGUGCACAGGCAAAAUCCGAGGAGCAGUUGGCAUGCGAAAAAGAAUGGCUUCAAGCUGGUCACAUGUGGCUGGCUCACCGGGGUGGCUUCACCGCCGUCGUGAGGGAAGGCGACGCAGACGCGGGCAGGGCCAAAGUACGAGUGCUACAGACUGGGGAGAUUAUCACCGUCGAUGAAGAUGAUUUAGAGAAGGCUAAUCCACCUCAACUCGAACGCUGCGAGGACAUCGCAUCCCUGCGUUGUCUGAACGAAUGUGGUGCUCUGCAUGUUCUGCGGUCACGUUUCGCUGCAGCCCUGCCUCAUGCUCGAGCCGGACAUGCCUUGCUAGUCCUCGGCCCACCGAGGCGUACCACCCCUGUCUACACAGAAAAGGUGGCGGCCAUGUUCCGAGGAUGCCGCGUGGAUGACAUGCCUCCACACGUGUUCGCUGCUGCACAGUCGGCCCACCGAUGUAUGCUUGCUUCAAGACGAGAUCGUGCUAUAGUGUUCCUUGGGAGAUCUGGCUCCGGUAAGACCUCUGCUAUGAGACACUGCGUGUGGUAUUUAGCGAGUGCAUAUCCGGCGCAGGGAUCGAAACUAACUCCAGAACGUUUGGACGCAGCACUAGACGUUUUGCAUGCUUUCGGCUCUAGUCGAACGGGUUCAAAUCCACACGCUUCUCGAUUUGUGUCCCUGACAUCUCUAGACUUUGACGGAGGCGGUGCUUUAGUUUCAGCAUCUGUGCAGAUCUUGCUACCUGAUUUGAAGCCAGAACAGACUGCCCUUCGAGCUCUUCACACAUUAUUCCACGGAUGUGAUGGCCGUCUUCGGCGAGAGCUACUCCUCGAUCAGGCUCCAGUAAAUUCCCCAAAUCUCUGCGUAAGCUCUAACGAGAAAGCGGACGCACCGGCAGAAUUUUCCACACUGAAAGAAGCUUUACAACUUUUGGCUGUGACAGAACAAGAACAGAUGGCUAUUUGGAAGAUCUUAGCUGCUAUAUGCCAUCUGGGAUGGGCUGGUGUUGUGAGAGCAAACACUGGAUCAGCUCUUAAGUACCAAUUCGCAAACGGCGGAUGCGCAAGCCGCGCGGCACGCUUGCUCGGCGUCGGUGCGGACGAAAUAGCACGUGCUAUCUUCACUCCUCCCACACCGCCAUCGCCUCAACCCAACACUGCGCCGAGAACGCCGUCACCCUCGAAUGAGAAAGAAGCGCCGGGAUCAGAGGCGCUUGAUGCGUUUGUGGCUGGACUCUACAAUGAAACGUUUAACAUCGUCGCUGCUUUAGUCAACAGAAGCCUCUCAACAUCUGCCAGGACUUCAGCUUCCAUACUACUGUUGGACACACCCGGUGCGGACAACCCUAUGUGUGCCGGCCAGCAAAGCGGUGCCCCGCUAUCGAAACUAUUAUCAAAUUACUUACAGGAACGUCUGCAAGGUGUGUUUCACGAAGCUAUGUUGGUAGCCCCAAGGGAGCGUUACGCGCAAGAGGGCAUCACACUGGAUGACGGAGCCGAAGAGGAUUGGCUAUCGGAAACAGUUAAUCCGGGCCCGAUGGUAGAUUUGCUGGACAAAGCGCCACAGAAUACAAUUGUGCGAAGCUCACAAGCGGAUUUGCGGGACUGUGACCGACGUGGACUACUAUGGUUACUAGAUGAGGAGUCCAUGUAUCCUGGAUCUUCAGAUGACACGUUCCUAGAGCGUGUUAUGACCCACUACGGCGCUCCUCACCAAACUCACUACCUCAUCAAGAAGGCACCUCAUAAUAGACAAUUUAUACUGCAGCAUUUACAGGGCACUAACCCUGUAUUGUACGACGUCAGCGGAUGGGUGAAAGCAAGCCGAGAGAACCCUGUCACAAAAAAGACGCAUACGUUACUACAGGAAAGCCAAAAUGAAGACAUUGGUCGCUUGUCGUCGUGGUCCCGAGGCGCUUGCGGCGUGGGCGCUUGGUCGGCCGCUGUGGGCGACGCUUCCACGCUCCGUAGGGCAUCUUCUAUACGCAGAACGCUCACUACUGGCGAUGCCUCUCCAUUCUGCCGAGCCUCAAUUAUUCGGCGAUCUCUUAAUUCUGGAACAGCGGGUAUGAAACGUCGCUCGACGGCCUUGCAAGCGAAGUUUGUUGCCGAUGGCAUAGUGGACACUCUGAGACGCUGCGGCGCCGGGGGCGUGCAAUUCGUAUGCUGUCUCGUCACUAACCAACUGAACGAGUCUCUGGACGAUGUCAAUAUUCCAUUACUGCGGUCUCAGUUCCGUGGUUUCCAAUUACUCGAUGCGGCGAGAUUGUAUAAGCAAGGAUUCCCUGAACAUAUGCCGCUGUCUGAAUUUGCUAGAAGAUAUCGACUCUUAGCGACGUCCGAAAGUGAAGACGCAGAUACAUCCCAAACUACUUCGCUGUCAGAUCGCCAAGUGGUCGACGAUAUGCUGUUGGCGUUAGACUUGGACGUGACCAGCUACCGACUCGGGCUAUCUCAGAUCAUGUUCCGCGGCGGCGUGGUUGGCGAACUCGACGCGCGCCGCGACGCCGCGCUGGCUCGCGUACUGGUACGACUGCAGGCGAGGGCGCGCGGGCUGCUUGCGCGGCGCCGUGCCCAGCGCCUGCGCACACAACACACUGCGGCGAGGUGCGUCCAACGCAACGUACGCGCGUUCUUGGCGGUGCGCGACUGGCCAUGGUGGCGGCUGCUGGUGCGAGUCACCCCUCUUCUGGCGGUACACCGCACGGAGCAUCGACUCAAGCAGGCGCAGGACGAGCUGGAGACAAUGCGCUCGAAGUUGGAUAAAGUUGAAGGCGAACGAACUCAUUACAAGAACGAGACUGAAAAACUCGAAACUAAGCUAUCCGAAGUCGGUGGGGAGCUAGCGGAGGAGCGUGCCGCGGCUGCGCUGGCGACAGAACGUGCUGAUGCCGAGGCGGCAGAGCGACUCCGCGUAGAGAGAGACAACAGAGAGUUCCUAGCUAACAACCAACGGUUGCAACAGGCAUCAGAACGCCUAGAACUCGAGUUAUUACACUGGCGAUCAGCAGAAAACGGCGGUGCAGAGCCGUCAGACUCCGAAGGCUCGGAGGCAGAUGGCGGGAGCAGCAGCGAGAAAUACAAGAGACGGUUCGAAAGAGCACAUAGAGAGUUGCAACUGCUCCGAGCACAAUUGCGGAGACAACACGAAGACGACCUUGAACAACUGGUCACUGUCAAGAAACAACUUGAAAAGAAGGUGCAAGAUGCCUACGAAGAAGUUGAGGAACAACGUGCGGUGGCGGCCCAGUGGAAACGAAAACUGCAGAAACUCACCAACGACAUGGCCGACUUGCGCUCCCUGCUUGACGAACAGACUUGCCGCAACAAUCUCCUGGAAAAACGCCAGCGCAAGUUCGACGCGGAGCUUCACAGCGCGCAAGAUGAGCUGAAGAGAGAGCGCACAGCCAAAGACCGAUUGUCGCGCGAACGAGACCAAGCGCAUGCCGAGAAAUAUGCUUUGGAGCAGAGUCUCUCUGAAGCUCGGAUGGAACUCGAGCUGAAAGAAGAGCGUCUAGCAGCCGCGGCGCGUGAACUUGAGGAGAAGGGCGGCGGGGGAGAUGAAGUAGCGACACUGCGCCGCGCAAAGGCCGACCUUGAGCGGCGUGUUCGUGACCAGGAAGAGGAGUUGGACGAGCUUGCGGGACAGAUACAGCUUCUAGAAAGUUCUAAACUUCGGCUGGAGAUGUUAUUGGAACAACAACGCAAAGAGGCGAGGCUGGAAGCUGUCGCUCGUGACGAAGAAAUGGAGGAGACUCGCGCCAACGCCUCGAAGAAACUUAAAAUGUUAGAAAGUCAACUAGAAAGCGAGCACGCGGAACGCAGUCUGCUCCUACGUGAGCGACAUGAACUAGAGCGACGCCUGACUUCACUCGAAGAGACUGCCCGUGCUGAGAGCCAGGAACAAGCUCAACUUGUACAGAGGCUAAAGAGAGAUCUCAAGAGAUAUCGAGCUCUACUGAGAGACGCCCAGACGAUGCUGGAGCAAAAAGAGAAAGAGGGCGGCGGUAAAGCUCAGAUUAGACAGUUGAAGAACCAGCUGGAAGAUCUUGAACUGGCUCUGCGCGCGGCCAACAAGGCACGUUCUACCGCCGAGGCAGAAGCAUCCGAGGCCACGGCUGCGGCGGAAGAAGCCAGCCGCGCCAAGUGCGAGGCGGCAGACCGCGCGCACGCCGCGUGCCGGGACGCGGCCGCUGCGCGUGCGCAACUCGACGACGCAGAGGAAGAAGCCGCAGAGCUACUAAAGAAAUACCGCGCUAGCACGAGCGCAUUGUGCGCGACGCAGAGUGAGGCGCGCGAGGCGGAGUGCAGGGCCGAGGCGGCGGCGGAAGAGGCGAGACAGGCCAAAGAACGCCUCGCGGAACUAAGCGCUCGCCUCGCGCACGCCGAGGCCGGGCAUUCGCACGAGCAUCACGAGACUGAGCGGCGAUUGGAGUUACGCAAUAAGGAAUUAGAAUCUAGCUUAGAACUGGAAGCGACGUCACGUGCGAGAUUGGAAGGUCAGCUGGCGAGACUCCGAGACGCUCACGAGCAACUGGCUAGCGAGCUUGCCUCCGCCAGGGCAAAGGACCACCAAGCUGCCGAGGAAGUGCGCAAGCUGACCAGACAACUCAGGGAGCUGAAAGAAGAGAAUUCAUCUAUUAACGCGAAACUCAGUGAAGUUACUCGCGCUAAGAGCGCCGCGGAAUCCGCUGCGGCAGCCGCAGCCGCAGAGGCGGCUUCGGCUAGAGACGAGGCGCGGUUAGCCGCACGGCGCGCAACCGCAUUGCAAGAGGCUAUAGCCGGCGACCUGUCUAGUCCAGGAGAUUCUAGAGAUACGGACAGUGAAAACGAUAGUUACAGCUCAGACGAAUCUAUAGGAACAUUUUUAGCCAAUCACAAGCUUAGCCCAUCUGCACCAUCGCGGAACAGCAUGCAACUGGACUCACAGAAGUCGCACAGCCCAGAAGGCCGACAGAGUCGCUCGAGCGUCGGUUCCGUGUCGAAGCCCCUCACUCCGACUAAGGAUUCGUUCGCAUAACAGCCGGCCUCCGCGGGCGGAUUGCUCGCCGGGGCCCUACCACUGCUGUGCACUGCGCUCUGCACGAGACAGAGGACGCCCUCCACGCACCUCGUCAUCGAGUGAAUCACUGCGUCAUCGAAUACGCCAAUGAGCAUCUAUUGCGCCAAUGCGUCGUAAUGUGCGGUUAUGCGUCAUCGAGUGCGCCAAUGCGUCUUGAUGUGCUCCAAUCAACAAGUCCAACACUGCGCUCUGCACGAGACAGAGGACGCCAACCACGCACCUCGUCAUCGAGUGAAUCACUGCGUUAUCGAAUACGCCAAUGAGCAUCUAUUGCGCCAAUGUGUCGUCAUGUGCGCUUAUGCGUCAUCGAGUGCGCCAAUGAGCAUCGAGCGCGCCAAUGCGUCUUGAUGUGCACCAAUCAUCGAGUGCAAUAAAGUGCGCGAAUAUAUUAUUGUUUGCGCUUAUUUAAUAUCAAGUGCAAUAUUUGCUCGGGUGCUUCAAUGCAUCAACGAAUGCUCUGAUGUGACACGGGAUGUCAAUAAAAUGCAUUGUGUCAUAGAGUGCACUGUACUAACGCGACAUUGAGCUUAUAUCUGAAUGCUUGUUAUUAAAUUGUCAUCAUGUAACUCAUAAUGUUUGACGUUGAAUGCUUGCUUUACGAUAAUUUAAACUUUAACUAAACUUAUAUUUACCGAUGACGAGUGAAGUGGGAACGAAAGUGCUAGAUGGACAAAUUAUUUAAUGUGAAUUUAAAUGAAUUAAUUAGAAACUGACUUAAUAAUAUGACGAUUAAGCUGAAAACAUUUAGUCAAAUAUUCUGUUUAAAAAUAUUGAUAGGCAUCAUUGAUAGAUCAGUGUUGAAACAAAGUAUUACGGGCUGUCGAGUUUAUGAAUUUCAAAUCAAGACUGAAUCCGCUCAAGUGCCAACAAGUCAAUGAAGUCUAUCAAUACAAUUCUAACAUCGACUUUUUUGCCUCAGCUUAAAAUUAUAUCUCCACAGUAUGAUAGUAUGGUAGAAGUUAUGUCUAAAGUAGAUGAAUGCUUUAAUAGUACUGAGUAAUAAAUAAUUAUAGACUAAACGAGAGGGAUUUGUACACACUCUUAAAAAUGUUAACUCUCUUGGAACCGCAAUAUUAUUGGAAUACAAACAUAACAAUGUAUUAUUGCAUUUUGCUAUAAAAUUAAAAUAAAUCCUUUUAGAACUUAUGAGUAAAUAAAAAAAUAUUGGCUAUAAAUUUUCUGCUCAAUAUUUCGACAUAUUGUAUACAAAAUGAAUUUUUGCGAUGCUGUUUUUACAUUAUAAGAAAUAUAUUGAAAAUGUAACUUUGACUUAUGAUAUUGUGAUUUACAUAGACUUUUAUAUGUUUGCUAACAACAGAGACCCGAGCGGCGCUCGUGGUUUGCCAAGUCACGCCAAGUUUUAUUUGAAAAAUGUAUGCAUUCCAGAAAAUAUUAUCUUCACAACGUUCUUGGCUUAGCAUGUUUUUCUUGUGUUCAUUAAAGCUAGGUUUAGGUGAACGCGCGACGCCGCACGAUACACAGACUGCCCUCUAUCUUAAAUGUAUAUUCAAAAUGACUAUACAACUGAUUACAACCUUUUGUUAUCCACGUUCUAGAAGCCCACUACAAACCAACAUGGUAAUUUUUGUCACCGUUUCUCAUAUACACUUAAAACAAUUCAUUCCCAAGAUAAUACCGUCAAUAUUAUUUUCUUAGCUGUAUUGAUUUUUAAAGAUUCAUUUGUUUAUUUACAAUGAGAAUAUCUUAAGAAGUAUAAAAGCGUAUCGCUAACGCGCUUUGGGGGAUAAAACCUGGCGUUUCUCAGGAAGGAAAAAUUAACUAUAGGCGUGAGAUUUUGUAUCGGACGGCGUCAUGCAUACAUAUAUACCUAGCCUUAACACUGGCAUAUUUAUACAUGGCUUGACAUAAUUAAUUAAUUAUUUAUAUUAUUAGAUUUUGUAGAGAGUUAAUUUCGAGAGUUAGGAGUAAUCGCGCUGCGUUUCGACCAGCCAGUCAGUAUUUAGAUAAAAUAAGGAAGGGACACACAGUAUGUUAGGUUGAUUGUUAUUUAGUUAGUUAACUUGUAAAUAACUAGAUUGCAUAUACAUUUUUAUUAUUUAAUUUGUAAUAUUUGUGUGAUCAGACUGUUAUUCUAUGAUUUAUUUGUUACAAAUGAGUUGUUGCUUUAUAGUAGACGAACAAACAUAUCCGUUGAUAGAUUUUUAUCACUCCCCACAUUGACAUUUGACAGUUUUAAUUGUAAUUUUAAUGUCUUAGCUAAUCUAUAAUCGUAAAUUAUAAUAACUUAAUAUUCUGAGUAUAUAUAUCGUAGUCACUUCUAAAUUUUAACCUAUGUAUAUCCUUUUAGAUUUGUGUCUGUAACCGCAAUUAUAAAAUUGUCUAUAUUAUAUGUUUAAUGUAUGAUAUGUGAUGAAAUGUUACUGCAUUCGAUAUCGGUUGUAAAAUGAAUUAAAUAUUUAAUAAAGUAACUUAAACUUA
Molecule: messenger RNA, 9320 nt
Organism: Pararge aegeria (speckled wood butterfly)
Lineage: Eukaryota; Metazoa; Arthropoda; Insecta; Lepidoptera; Nymphalidae
Gene: Mhcl
Product: unconventional myosin-XVIIIa
Exons: 39
Coding region: 309-6839 (2176 amino acids)
Cellular component (GO): myosin complex
Molecular function (GO): ATP binding; protein binding; cytoskeletal motor activity
Source: RefSeq, a predicted model, not a curated record